This is a messenger RNA of Salpingoeca rosetta, 2446 nucleotides long. RefSeq lists its product as uncharacterized. The record is from RefSeq and is a predicted model, not a curated record. Gene Ontology annotation, biological process: signal transduction. The transcript is spliced from 22 exons. Bases 92 to 2446 code for a protein of 784 amino acids. Gene Ontology annotation, molecular function: protein binding. Lineage: Eukaryota; Choanoflagellata; Craspedida; Salpingoecidae.
CUACGCAGCAACAACAAGCAAGAAGCAAGAAGCGAAGAAGGGGAGGAAGGACUUGAGUGUGCGCUGACAACCACGAUAGCCACAACACGGGAUGGAGCUUGCGCGUGUGGAGGAUGUGUUGAAUGAGCUGCCGAGCGAUGAUGCCUGGCAUGCGCUUCCACAGCGUGUCCGCCACGACAACACAAGAGAAGCAUUGGCGCUCGGCGUGAUCCCCAAGAUCGUGCAUUACCUGGCAGACGAAGAGCAACAGGGAAAUGCUGUCCGGGCAUUGCUCCACCUGGCACGCAUCAACAGGGACUACGUAACAGCCAUUAACAACGAACUGGAUGACAUCGUGGCCACCGUGGACAUCGGUGAAGGCUGGACCCCUGAGACACACCUGCUUUUCUCCCGCACACUCGAAGCCAUGAAGAGCCACGCACUGGCUCCCUACAAUGACAAAGUGCUGGAAGUGGCGGUGAAGCUCUUGCGCAGGGAGGAUGACGAGCAGCGGACGUAUGCCCGCGUGAUUGGCGAGCUGAUGCGCUGCCAGUGGUACUCCUCUGUCCUUCGAUCGCCGCACCUUGCUGGGGUCUUCGAUUACCUUCUGCACUCCACAGAUAGACAAGCGCAGGCAAUUCUCAUGAGAGCGUUCACAAGCAUGUCAAUGGGAGAGCCGGCACCGUACCUCUUCGAGGGUGGCGCUGCGGACAUGCUGAUUGAGAUCAUGUCGACGUGCGACCACCUGCCGCUUGUGAUGGACGCGUACGACACUGCCCGCAACCUCACCAUCGCCGUGCACGCGUGCAAGGAUCACUUCAUUGAACACGGCAUGGACGCAAUCCUGAGCGGACUCGAGCACCACUCCACAGAAAUCCGCCAGCGCGCAUGUGGGCUGAUCCGGAACAUUGGUGCCGGUGACAGCAGUUCUGAUGCGCGUGUGCGGCGGGAGCGGAUGGCAGAAAAGGGCGUCAUUGGCGUUCUCCUCGACAUCCUCGAACAGGACGUGGACGACGUGAAGCUCUCGGCUGGGUACGCUGCGUGGAACAUCACGGCCUGCCCCGCGUCCGCAAACUACGUUAUCGAGAACAACUUCUUCCCCCGCAUCCUCGCCAUCUACAACUCCGUCGACUUUGAUAAGCGCAUCUACGGCGACUCGCUAAAAGGAAAGCUUGUUGGCAUGCUGUGCUGCAUCAGUGCACACGCCGACCGCAAACACGUGCAGUUCCUCUGCGAUUUUGGUCUUCCAGAGAUUCUUCACGACCUCAUGGUCUCAAAGAACCCCGAGCGCCAGCCAAUCAACGCCAUGCUUGGGCUUGCCAACCUGAUUGGAACCAUUGAGAACCAUCCGUUGCUGCAAGGCGACACAAGCUUGUUUGGCAUCUUGAUAGAAUGCCUCGAGCAUGCGCGCGCUGGGCAGCAGUUCCACGGCGCGGUGUACACGGAGGAGCUGCUCCUGCCGAGCUUGGCGAAACUCUCAAUCUCAGACUCAAACAAGCAACUGCUCAAGGACACGGGAUGCGUCGAUGUCACCUGCAAGGGAUACAGGGUUGGUGCCAAGGGCGCGCUCGUCGAUGAAUGCACGGCAAAACUGCUGCUCAACAUGAGCUUUGCCUUUAACCUUGAAGCAGACUUUGACAUGGAUCUCGUUGCCUUGUUGGAGGACAUUCGCUCCCGUUCGCCGUCAAAGGAGGCGCGUACGCUGGCGGAGCACGCCCUGUUCCAACACCACCAACGCCUUGCCGGCCCGAGUCAGGGUGCUGACAAGGCCGAAACGAAGACAGAAGACCGACACGUGCUCAUUUGCUGUCCGGCAGAAUGGCGGCCACGGCUUGCGCGCCUUGCUGAGUACUUGCAAACGAGCGGAUUUCUGUGCCACCUCGGCAUUGCUGACUCCUCCGGUGACACACUCAAUGCAAUGGCGCGCGCGGUGGAAAGCGCCGCCGUCGUUGUCAUGUGCGUGUGCGCCGAGUUCAAGGAGAGCGCGUCGUGCCGAUCCGAGAGCGAGUACGCGCAGCACCUCCGCCGCGAUGUGGUGUUUGUGCGGGUGGAGGAGGGGUACGAGCCCGAUGGGUGGCUGCACACGCUCAUGGCGGGUCGCGAGUGCUGUGAUCUUCACUUCGACAACGACCACUUUGCAGCCGAUGCAGACGCCAUCGUCAACGCCGUGUCCGCCCACUGCCCUCCAGCAAAGGAGGCAGCAAAGCCAGCACCAGAUGCCACCACCACUUCAAACUCCAACACCACGAACACCACGACCACCACGUCGGCGUCUGCCCACGACCACACGGCAUCAGAUGCGUCCGUGGCCGCGCUCACAGAUCUCCUGCUCAAGCUGCAAACUGGGAUGGAAACUGGCUUCACCUCGCUGCAAUCCACGUUGAAAACGCUGGAUGGCCGUGUUGCAGCACUGGAGACAGACGUGGCCGAUUUGAAGCGAAUGGCGACUGAGAACUCGACCAAAUAA